This is a messenger RNA of Myotis davidii, 682 nucleotides long. RefSeq names its product protein FAM127-like. The transcript has a single exon. The record is from RefSeq and is a predicted model, not a curated record. The annotation marks the transcript as partial. Lineage: Eukaryota; Metazoa; Chordata; Mammalia; Chiroptera; Vespertilionidae.
CGGUGGAGGAACCCGAUUCCCUUCCCCGAGACCUUUGCCGGCGACACCGACCGGCUCCCGGAGUUUAUCGUGCAGACGGGCGCCUACAUGUUGGUGGACGACACCCUGUUCUCCAGCGAUGCGCUGAAGGUGACGUUCCUCAUCACCCGCCUCACGGGGCCUGCCCUGCAGUGGGUGAUCCCCUACAUCAGGAAGGAGAGCCCCCUGCUCAAUGAUUACCGGGGCUUCCUGGCCGAGAUGAAGCGGGUCUUUGGAUGGGUGGAGGACGAGGACUUCUAGGCCAGGAGACCCUCGGGCCUGGGGACAGGUGCUCUCGGGGGAGGGUCCCCGCGCCGGUGGCUGCCGCCCAGACCGCCACAGGCGUCCUCCCACCGCGCCUCCCCGUCCCCGUGUUCCAGUGGCGGUGAUCUCCCCCGCGCUCCUGUUCCCUCCCGCGUAGUGCUUGCCUUUGUUCCAGGAAUAGCGCCCCAGGUUCCUGCUGCAGCUGGGCCUGGCUCCGGAGCGCGCCGCCGCCCUCUCCCGCCAGCCAGGCCCCUCCCGUGCGGACUUGGACUCUGUCCUGGGCUCCAGCUGCGAGCUGGGCUCCCGUUACACACUGGACAGACCCCCACAGACCAGCGGUUGCCAACCUCUCCCUGCCAGGCUAGCAGGCCUGCGUGGAUGUGCCCAGAGACCAGCGCUG